GGAUAUCGCCAACCACCAAUUGCGGACUUUGAGGCCAUGGCUCCUAGACAACUCUGUGGAUUUCGAGCAAAAGUUCUUCACGGAGACUCUCGCUCGCGGAGGAACUAUCCAUAGAACUAAGGAGUGGUUCAAGCGGUCCUGGAUCCAGUGGGAGUCAGUCAAGCGCUCUGUGAUUGGACCGCAGACAUCGGGUAAUGAAGUGUCUGGUUCGUCAGAUACGAAUUCAAAACAGCUCAGUAUUUCGUCCGCCGGUUUCUCGUCGAGCGACCCGGAGCAGAGCGGGUACGAGUCCAAGGCCUUGGUGGUGCCGGUGGUUUCAUCCUUUAAUGCCAAGAGACGGUCCAGCGUUGUCAGAGCCGACAUUGGAGAGAACAUCCUGGACGGUGUGGUGAACGAAGGUACGUACUGCGAUCUUUUUGGGCUGCAAGACUUCUGUUGUUUGUGAUUCUUGCUAACGUAACGAGGAUUUUUUUUUUUAUAGGUCUGCUCGAAAUGAUCCUGCGUCCGCAUGGAUCGACCAAUACGAUGCCGGAGACUUUCGAGUUGGACCAUUACCGGAUGUUGUCGUUUCAUAAUGAUUUUCAGGAUCUGACGAUUCUCUGCACGCUUUUGAUUUUAUUCCGUCAGCUCGCGCACAACUGUUGGACAACGCAGGAUUUGAUCGAAAUCAAGAAGGUUGUCUGGCUACUGUUGACGGACGAGAACGCGAAUUUCGGAGCAAACACCAAUCCAGGGCCAGGAGCUACGGCGGCUGCAGGCAAAGUGGAUGCUGAUGCCGCUUCAGGAAGCAGUAGCGGUAUGAAGGAUAUUGUUGUCCAAAUCGAGUUUGCGGCACGAAAGGUUCGGGAGAGGAGCAAGAACGGCUCUGCGGUGGCGGGAUCUUCAACUGUGACUGCAAGUGGAUCAUUGGGGGUGGGAGCGUUGAAUGCAGGCCAAAGACCCUCCCCUGCGUCCGAGACCUUGACUCCAAAGCCUGAUCCUCGUGGGGUAGAGGCGUCUGGAUCCAGAAGCGGUGACGUCAAGGAGAAUACAGCACCGACAGCGGCGCCGACUGUUCCUGCGAACGGAUUAUCGGCUUCGGACACGAACUUGCUUACGGCAUGGCUUGACAAUGCGCUGAGCAGGACGUCGACACUGUAUAUGUUGAUCCAGAAGCGGUUGUUGAUUCAUUUCCGGCGGUGGUUGUAUUUGCACUCGAGUUCAUCGAUGAUGGUGCUCUCGGCGUCGUGCGCGUCGUUGGCAUCGGCGAUGUCGAUGUCUUCGUCUUCAUCGAGUCCGGAGGAUAGUGGCAAGGCGGAUGAGGAUGAGGAGGGAGACGAGAGCUGCGGAGCGACUGCAGGAGCAGCAGCAGCAGCAGCAGCACUAGCAGUACGUAGCAAUGAUUCAACAGCCACUAGCAAGGAGAAGGCGGAGCAGGGUCAGGAUCAGGAUCGUCAGAACGGAAAUGGAAACGGCCCCAGCGAUCGUACUGAGGCGACAGCUACUUUAGCUGCACCGGCACCGGCACCGGCACCAGCACCAUCGCCGGCAUCUCCUCCAAUGUCGCCGGAGGAGGCGAACAAGGCAGCGGCAGAAGCGUUGGCAGCAAAGCUUAGUUUCAAUACGGCGGAGAUGGAGGCGCACGGAUUGACGGGACUGGAAGACGAGAUGGUUGCGCUGUUGGAGAAGAUUCGAUCGGUGUCCGAGUUCAAUAAGAAGGUGUAUGGAUUGUGGUACUGCGAGAUGAUCAAGCAAGGACGUGCGGAGAAUUGGCUGGAGAAAGACAGGGACACGGUUGAUGCGUUAUGAGUCUGAGGAGGACGGGGUUUAUGUGUACAGAGGGAAAAAGAAAAAAGAAAAAGAAAAAAAAAAAAAAGAAAAAAAAAAGGGUGUUUGUUCAUUUCUCGCUUUUUCUUUUGUGUGUGUGAGAGUGUGUGCGUGUUUUUACGAUAGACCUUUUGCACGCGUAUCCAGACCAUGCAUUGUUUAUUAUCUACUAUCAUUCUGUUUUCUGCCUUUUUGAUAUUUUUCUGCAACCAACAUAUCAUUGUACAAUACAAUAAAACACAAUACAAU
This is a messenger RNA of Gamsiella multidivaricata, 2055 nucleotides long. RefSeq lists its product as uncharacterized. The transcript has a single exon. Lineage: Eukaryota; Fungi; Mortierellomycota; Mortierellomycetes; Mortierellales; Mortierellaceae. The record is from RefSeq and is a predicted model, not a curated record. Bases 493 to 1788 code for a protein of 431 amino acids.